AUACUGACUUACUGUUUUCCUCCUUUUUUUUUGAAUUCUUAUCCAAGUAUCUGGUGGUGGUUCUCAAACUUUCUCUGUCGGGCCCCAACAAAAAUGUAACAAAAUGGUCCAUGCAGAAUUUUUAUUCAUGUGACUUUGUGACUUUAACUGUUGAAGAGGAAGUGGACAUAACCAAACAAGGCUGUAAUGUUUUACACUGCGGUUCGAUCCGUGUUCUCUAUAGUUUGCAUGUCUCAGUGUCCUUGAGCAAGACACUGAAUCCCCAGUGUCAAAAGAUCUGCAGGUGCCUCAAUGAGUACAAGAGCACGACGCAACUGAAGGCAACUGAGUAUUUGGCUCAAUGCCGCGCAGAAGAAUCUGUUGGGCAAAGUUCAACAGUUUACAAUUACAGAGCUUUAUGAGAACAAACUUACGUGACAAUAAUGUUUGCAGACAGGAGACAGAAACAAGUGGUGCGUCGAUGCUACUCAGAGGUUUCCUUCUCCAGCGCCCACAUGUCCACUGGAGAGACAUCAGGGAGGGUUUGUGCACGUACACAGAUCUCAUUGUGCGAGGACCGUCACGUUCUUUACUCGGACGUCUUAUCUCAGCAGACGCGUCGUACACCGAUCCUAUUGUUCAAGCGGUGCAGAAAUAAUCCCCAAACCCUUUUUUUCUAAAUAACAUCGUUAGAACCAGAUGUUUUUGAAUUGUUUCGAUGCAGCAUUUUCAGAUUUAGAAAACACGCUUACGUGAACCACGACAACAGACCUGCAAAAGGCUGCUCCUCCAAGCCCGAACCUGGACAUCAGACUUUAUUGUUUGAUUUGUAUCCAGGUAGUCAUGUCAGAUGUCUUUGUGGUUUUCUGUUUCUCUUUGUUGUCGUUUGUUAUUUCUCUUUGGGCAUCGUCUCUUUCUGCAGGUUGGUAGUGUUUCUUUGAGUUGACAUUUUAUGGGUGAAGGCCGGUGGGGGCCUCAGACUUUCAGGAAUCAUCCCAUCAACGUGCAGUGCCUGCAGUUGUCACGUUCAUCAGAAGAGGGUGCCACCUCAAUAACAAAUGGACUUUUGCUCAGAUGUAACUCUCAUAAACUAUUUACAUUUGAUUCAUUCAAAGCGUGUUUACUAAAGCCACGGCGGGCUGAAACACAGAUUAAAGCAAUUUAACGUUCUCCGCAUCUUGUCUUGCUCUUCCUUCCUGCAACACCUUGUGAUUUUUUUCCACAGGUCAAACCCUCUCGGCCUCGUUAAACCUGAAAAAGAUCAGAUCGGAUGGAGCCGAUCCGCGUGGGACGUCCCGCCGCGCCAGGAGGUGUGUUCAAUGCGCGCAGUUGGUGCUCUGUAGGCCACUUCGGUGCCACGACGCGUGAGGACGGAACCCUUUGCGCUCCUGGAUGCGCGGAUAUCUAGCCUCCAAAAAACCACACAAGACGCUGCUGAGAUAUCGUGAGAAGCUAUUGGAUAUUAUACGAGAUAUUGGAGAAUGACUGCUGGCUGUUUCCCUGCGCAAAAGAAAUGCACGGUGCGUUUUAUUGUCUCCGUUUGGAGGAGCGCCGUGAAAUGAGACCGAGGAGCCAAAGGAAAUAAUGUAAACGAACUUAGCGACCGGGAACCAAGAGGUCAACGCCAUGUGGAGAGCCGCGACGGGUCGCGGAGGUGCCGCGGCGUGGCUCCUCCGCGCCCUCGCGCUGCCGCUGCUUUGCGCGCACUCGUCCGGACAGGUGUUCAACCUGACGCUGUCCGUCAAGGAGGGUUUGCCCGCCGAAACCAUCGUUGGUGAUCUGUCAGCGGGGCUGAGCGGGCCAAGCACCGGCUUCUUCAUCUCGGAGAGCAGAGACUCGUACGUGUUCAGAGACUUGGAGAUAGACGCGGACACGGGGAUCAUCUCCACGGCGGUGGUCCUGGACAGAGAGAGCAGAGACAAAUACGAGUUCGUGGCGGCCACUCUCGCGGGGGAGGUGAUACGCGUGAAACUGGAGGUGGAAGAUGUCAACGAUCACUCUCCACAGUUCCCCUCGGAGGCGGUGGACUUGGAAAUCUCCGAGCAGAGCCCCCCGGGGAGUCGGUUUCACCUCGAGGGUGCCAGAGAUGAAGACGAGGCCGAGUUUGGCACGCAGGGAUACAGGAUCACGGAGCGCGGCGUGGGGGAGUUGUUCCGCCUGGAGUAUCGGAGCGGAUCCGAGGACCACCCGAGCCUGGAUCUCGUCCUGACAAGCAGACUGGACAGGGAGACGCUGGACUUCUACUCUCUCGCCAUCGAGGCCUUCGACGGGGGCGUCCCCGCCAGGACGGGGACCCUCCAGGUGAACGUGCGCGUCCUGGACGAGAACGACAACCCCCCCGCGUUCGACCGCAGCGAAUAUCACGCCUCGCUGCCGGAGGGUGCCGCGGUGGCGUCGGCCGUGUGCCAGGUCACCGCCACCGACCUGGACCUGGGCGAGAACGGCCGAAUCACCUACGAGAUCAACCGGCGGCAGAGCGACCCGGACGAGGUGUUCUCCAUCAACGAAACCAGCGGGCUGGUGUACCUCAACAAGCCGCUCGACUACGAGACGCAGGCCUUCCACGAGCUGGUCGUCGGCGCCCGAGACAACGGGGCUCAGCCCGAGAGCAGCAGCGCCUUCGUGGGCGUCAAGGUGCUCAACGUCAACGACAACAGCCCCGCCGUCAGCGUGCUGUUUCUCAGCGAGACCGGGGAGGCGGUGGUGUCCGAGGCCGCGGCCGUCGGGGACUACGUCGCCCGGAUUUCGGUGUCGGACCCGGACUUUAAGGAGGAGAGGGUCACCGUCACGCUGGAGGAGGACGGCGACGACGGGAAGUUCAUCCUGACGCAGACGGAUGAUUACCUUUACGCGCUGUGCGUAAACGCGCAGCUGGACCGGGAGGAGCGGGACCUGUUCGAGCUGAAGGUGCGGGCGUCGGACUCCGGGAGCCCGCCUCUGAGCAGCGAGACGGUGCUCCUGCUGCGGGUGACGGACGCCAACGACUGCCGCCCGGCGUUCGAGAGGGACGCGUACGUCGUCCGCGUCCCCGAGGACGCGCCACGGGGGAGCGCCCUCAUCCAGGUGCGCGCUCGAGACGCCGACGAGGAGGGGGUCAACUCGGAGGUCAGGUACUCCAUCCCGGGGUUCGACCGCGACGGCCCGGUCAGCGUCGAUCCGGAGUCGGGCUGGGUCACCACGGCGGCGGCCCUGGACAGAGAGGCGCGGGCGGAGGUUCGGUUCCUGGUGGUGGCGGCUGACGGAGGAGAACCGGCCCUGUCGUCCACGGCGACGGUGACCGUGCUGGUGGAGGACGUCAACGACAACGAGCCCGUGUUCCAGCGGCAGCUGUACAACGUGUCCAUACCCGAGCACGGCGACGUCGGGAGCUGCUUCUUGCAAGUCGUGGCCACGGACGCAGACGGCCCAGAGUUCAGCGAGCUGCUCUACUCUCUGUCGGACGGCUUCGACGCGGAGGACAAACACCCGCUCUUCAGCGUCCACCCGCGCACCGGACAGCUGUGCGUCUCGCGGGACAUCGACCGAGACUCGGGCCAGACGGUCCACGACGUCCUGAUCCGAGCCGAAGACCCGGGAGGCCUGAGCGCGCAGACCCACGUGCGCGUCGAGGUGGAGGACCUGAACGACAACGCGCCGGUGUUUAACCCCGGCGAGUACGCGGCGAGCAUCAGCGGGCACGCGCAGCCCGGCACCGAGAUCCUCAACGUCGUCGCCUCCGACAGAGAUUCGGGCCGGUUCGGACGGGUGACCUACCACGUCCUGCCCGGGGACGUGUCCGGGUUGUUCUCACUGGAUGCAACAACAGGAACGCUCCUGCUGACCUCCACUCUCACCCACCUGGGUGCAGCCAGCGUGAAGCUCUCAGUAACCGCUCGGGACGGGGAGGGCGUGAACGCCGCCCGGCCCGCGGAGGUCACCAUCAAUGUUUUGCGCAGCGCCCAGGCUCCAGCUGUGUUCAAGAGGUCCCGUUACACCUUUACGGUGCCUGAAGACGCACCGCCGGGGACACCCGUGGGGACAGUGGAGGCCGUAAACCCAGCAGACUCUGAAUCGGCGACCUACCGGAUCUCCUCCGGCGACCCGCGGGGUUUGUUCUCCGUGCACCCGAAGUCCGGCCUGAUCAGCACCGUCGACCUCCUGGACCGCGAGUCGCAGCCCUACGCCCUGCUGAUCCUUCAGUCCCACAGCGACGCCUCGCCCGUUUGCGGCACCACGCAGGUCAACGUCACGGUGGCCGACGUCAACGACAACGCCCCCGCCUUCCCGAAACCCGGCGACGCCGUCGCGGUGUCCCAGAACACCCGCCCGGGCACCGUCUUGUUCAUCGCCCGCGCGCGCGACCGCGACAGCGGGGCCAACGGGGAGGUGCGGUAUCACCUGAAGAGCACCGCAAACGGCACGUUCGUGGUCGACCGCCGCCUCGGGACGGUCACGUUGAAUCAGAGUUUGCAGGGGGGUCAUCAGCAGAGGUACAACCUGGAAAUCGUAGCUGAAGAUGGAGGGGAACCUCCCCUGAGCUCCACGCUGACCCUCGCGGUCAGCGUGGAGCUCGCCGCCGCCGCCGAGGACGGCCUGGCCUUCGAGACGUUGGUCUACCAGGUGGAGAUAGGCGAGGGCUACAGGAAGGACGCCAGGGUCAUCCAGGUGAGGGCGCACCGCGGGCGGGGGGCUCACGGGUCCAACUCGGGCAUCACCUACACCCUGGAGGCCGAGGCCGGAUUCCCCCCGGCUCCGUUUCGCGUCCACCCGAACACCGGGUGGCUGUUCCUCUCCCGCGGCCUGGACUUUGAGACGGAGCCCGAGUUCCGUUUUCGAGUGGAGGCCUCGCUGGCGAACGCCACGGCCUCGGCCGCGGUGCUGGUGCUGGUGCUGGACGUCAACGACAACCCGCCGGCGUUCGGCAGCGAGGUCUACCACUUCACCGUGCCCGAGGGGUCGUCGCCUCGGGGCCUGGUGGGAACGGUCAAGGCCGUGGACGAGGACUCUGGGAAAAACGCCCAGCUGUCCUACAUCCUGCUGACGGAUGGGAAGUUCUUCCGCAUCAACUCCAAAACAGGUGAGAUUAUCAACUGGGUGGCUUUGGACCGGGAGCAGCACAGCCAGCACAGCCUGAAGGUGAUGGUCACAGACAACGGGCGCCCUCGCCUCAACGCCACCGCCGCCGUCCACAUCCUGGUCACCGACCUCAAUGACAACACGCCACAGUUUACACACCUGCCUGCCAGCAAGGAGCUCAGCGUCCAGAUAUGGGCUGGUCUACCAGCGGGCUCCUUGGUGACAAACAUGUUUGCCAAAGAUUUGGAUGCAGGAGAAAACGGAACGGUCACCUUCUCUUUGGUCGCAGCCGACUCGCAGGUCGAGGGUUUCGGACCCUUUGAGAUCGACGGUGAAAGCGGAGACAUCCGAACGACGGAGCCGUUCGCCCAUCAGAACUCCGGGUCGUUCUACGCCGUGAAAGUGACGGCCCGGGACGGCGGGGUCCCUCCUCUGGAGGACACUGCGCUCAUUCAUGUCCAGGUGGAUGGACUGGACUCUGAACGCCAGAUGAUGAGGCGUUUUACGGUGAGGGAGGACGCGGAGCCGGCGACCGUCAUCGGCUCCGCCGCCGUCUCCUCCGAAGGGAGAUUCCGCUACUCCAUCUCCGAGGGCGACGGCAGCGUCCACUUCGGCAUCGACGGCUCCUCGGGGGACAUUUACGUCAACCAGCCGCUGGACUACGAGUCGGCCGCGCAGUACCGCCUCACGGUGCGCGCCGAGGACGAGGGGCCCUCCGCCGGGGCCAACGCGUCUCUGCUGGUCGCCGUGGCGGUGGAGGACGUCAACGACCACACGCCCUGGUUUCCCGACAAACUGGUGACCUUCGGCCUGAGGGAGGACGCCGCGGUCGGGUCGCUGGCGUUCGCUUUCCGCGCCAGGGACGGCGACGGGACUUUUCCCAACAGCGCCCUGCGCUACUCGCUGGCCUUGGAUUCCCAGCUGGGCCGCUCUCCCUCGCGCUUCCCGUUUCACGUCGACCCCGGCACGGGGAGACUGACCGUGACGGCGCCGUUAGACCGGGAGACCAACCCCGGCUUCGCCUUCACCGUCACGGCCACCGACCGGGCCGAGAGGACGGAGGAGCGGCGGCGCUCGUCGGUGACGGCUCAGGUGUUCCUGCUGGACGUGAACGACAACAGGCCGGUGUUUGUGUCCGUGGACACCGUCCAGGUGAUGGAGGACGCAGAGGUGGGGAGCCUGCUGCACCGUUUCGUGUCCAUAGACGGUGACCUCGGAGAAAACGGGGUCGUCUCCUACGUCGUCACGGCCGGAAACAAGAGAGGAUUCUUCACGCUGGAGGAGAAAAGCGGCCUCUUGUUUCUGUCGUCGCCUCUCGACUACGAGACGGAGCGGUUCCACCGCCUCACCGUCCGCGCGGUGGACCACGGCCUGCCGCCGCUCUCCUCCACCCAGACCCUGACGGUGGAGGUGGAGGACGUGAACGACCGGAGACCCGUCUUCAGCGAGAGCAUCUACAACGCCAGUGUGGCGGAGAACAGAGACCCCGGGGAACCGGUGAUCCGGGUCUCUGCCACCGACGACGAUUCGGAGGAGAACGCCGUGGUGUGGUACAGCCUGUUGCCCGGCGCCGGAUACGAGCUCUUCAGCAUCGACCCUCACAGCGGCCUCAUCACCACCACCUCCCAGCUGGACCGCGAGCAGCAGCAUCACUUCACGCUCCGAGUGCAGGCCCGUGACAGCAGCACGCGGCCUCUGUCCGGCACGGCCACGGUGCUCUGCGCCGUGCUGGAUGACAACGACAACCCGCCGGAGUUCAUGCAGCCCUCCUUCCAGAUCAGCCUGCCGGAGAACCUCCCCCCCGGGGGGGUGCACACGGCGCAGGCCUCCGACCCGGACAGCGGCGAGAACGGAACUAUACACUACUCCAUUUUGGGUGAUGACCACAGAGGUCGCUUCACCAUCAACAGCCGCACGGGUGCCGUCAGCACCACUCGAGUCCUCGACCGCGAGGAAAUGCAGAAUUACACACUCGCCAUACAGGCCUGUGACUACGGCGCCACCCAGCUCUGCUCCUCCACCCGACUCCAGCUGCUGCUGCUGGACCAGAACGACAACGUCCCCUCCUUCACCCGUAAGAGCUACCACGCCUCCGUCAGCGAGGGCCUCCCCGCGGGAGCCGAGGUCCUGCGCGUCCACGCCUUUGACCCCGACGAGGGGCCCAACGGCGACCUGACCUACUCUCUGACGGAGGACAGCAGCCAGGGGGCCUUCUCGGUGGACGCUUUCACGGGGGUGAUCCGCACCACCAGGUCCCUGGACAGGGAGGCCCGUGCACAGUACACCCUCAGGGCCGUGGCCGUCGACGGCUGCUCCCAAGGGCCGCUGAGCUCCGUGGCGUCGCUCACCGUCCAGGUGGAGGACGUGAACGACAACGCGCCGGUGUGCGAGCAGAAUCCCGUGAACGCCUGGGUUUCCGCCGGGACUCCGCCCAACCAGAUCGUCGCCACGGUGGCGGCGACGGACGGCGACCAGGGCGACAACGGGACGGUGCAGUUCGCGCUGUCCGAUGAGGAGAACCUGUUUGAGAUCAACGGCGAGUCGGGAGAGAUUUCACUGAGGAGGCGAGUGAGGGCAGGUUUCUCCGGUCGGAACCUGCAGGUUGUGGUUUCAGACAAAGGGCGACCCGCUUUGAGCGCCACCUGCCUGGUGGUCAUCCAUCUGAAGGGAGAACACGAAGGACUGCAGUUCACCGACAAAGUGUACAACGCCACCAUCAAGGAGAACAGCCGAGCCGGCGCUUGGAUCGCGAUAGUGGAGGCCAGCGACCAAACAAACAUCAGGCAAAGGAUCACCUACACCAUCUUUAGUGGCAAUGAGAACCAUGUUUUCUCCAUCAAUCGUCACACGGGUGAGAUCCGUGUGCAGAAAGAUAACUCUCUGGACUACGAGGCGAGUCCGCAGAUCCAGCUGGUGGUGCUGGCUGACAACGGGCUGCAGACGGCUCACUGCAGGGUCUCCGUCGCCUUGCUGGACGUAAACGACAACGCGCCCGUGUUUGAACACAGCGGCUACAGAACGGCCGUGUGGGAGGGGCAAGUGCACAACACCUACAUCAUGCAGGUUUUUGCUUCUGACGCUGACAGCGGGCUGAACGGGCAGAUCGAGUACUCCAUCGUGUCCGGUAACCCCAACCAGGCGUUCGUCCUGGACUCUGUUCGCGGGAUUCUUGCUACCAGAGUCUUGCUGGACCGAGAGAUCACGCCCUCAUACAAGCUGGUUCUGCAGGCAGCAGACAGGGGGAACCCUCCUCUCAGCAGCACCACCACCCUCAGGGUCCAAGUGGUGGAUGUCAACGACAACAGCCCCGCCGUCCCCCCCAUGGAGCCUGUUGUCGUAGCAGAGAAUCUGCCGGCGGGUUACAAGGUCACCCAGGUGACUGCGAAUGACGUGGACCUGAGCUCAACCAUCACCUACAGCUUCUCAGACAACAGCAGCACCGACUUUCCCUUCGCCAUUGACCCGUACACCGGCGUGGUCACUCUGACCCGAGCCCUGGACUAUGAGGCGCGGACAGAGUACACGUUGACGGUGUGGGCGUCGGAUUCCCUCCACCAGACCACCGGAGAGGUCAAAGUUGAAGUGCUUGACGUCAAUGACAACGCUCCGGUCUUUACCGAGGUCUCCUACCAGGUGGAAUUGUCGGAGUUGGUCUCAGAGGACACGUUGGUUUUGUCAGUGUCGGCUACCGACAGCGACUCUGGACUCAACGGGAAGAUCAACUACAGGCUGCUUUCAUCUCCUUUACAAGGCUUUUACAUCGUGCCAGACAAUGGGUCUGUUUUUACCAAUAAGCCCUUGAAGGCCAUCACCAACGGGAACCUGAUCCAUCUUCUGGUCGAGGCCAGAGAUGAGGGCGAACCGAUGCAGUCCACUGUCGCCUCUGUAGACGUGCUGAUUGUGGACACCAACGACCACACGCCAUUGUUCCACCAGGACAUCUACACGCUCACCGUGCCAGAGGACACGCCCACGGACACCACCCUGCUGACGCUGUCUGCAGAGGACCGAGACUGGAGCCCCGAAAACACCCACUUGGACUACGGCAUUAUCGGAGGAAAUGAGGAAAGGCGUUUUUGUCUGGAAGUAAAAAUGGUUCAAGUUGAGAAUCAGAUGAAAAAUGUAGGAAAACUGGUUCUGUGCAACCCUUUGGACCGAGAGACCACGGAAAGCUACGCGCUGGCAGUGAGGGUGUCCGAUCGAGGAACGCCGCCGCUGAACAGCUCCGCCGUUGUCACGGUUACCGUGACGGACUGCAACGACAACGCCCCCGUCUUCUCCAGCACAGGGUACCAUGCUCAAGUGAGCGAAAACAGCCACGUAGGCGCCCGACUGGUCCAGGUCAGCGCUCGGGACCCGGACCUGGGAACCAACGGCCUGUUGCGGUACGACAUUAUCUCAGGGAACGGCAAAGGUCACCUUAAGCUCAACCGCCAAUCCGGCCUCCUGGUGGUCAACCACUCGCUCGACUAUGAGGAAGACCCCAAGUACACCCUCACCAUCCGAGCGACUGACGGCGUCGAGUCGUCCGAACAACGUAAAGUGGCUUUUACAGUGGUCUUCAUCACAGUGCUGGAUGAAAACGACAACACUCCGUACUUCAUGUUUCCUACUGUUAACUGUUCUGUGCCGGAGAACCUCCCGGCGUUUACCCACACCUGUUCGGUCCACGCCGUUGACAACGACUCGGGUCCCUACGGCCAGCUCUCCUACUCCAUUGUGUCCUCCUGCUUCACGGACUACGGCAGCGGCAGCCCCGAGAAGAAGGAGGGCUUUGCCAUCGACCCCUUAACCGGCGACAUUCACACCAGGCAGACCUUUGAUUACGAACGCGAGAGUGAGUACUGCUUCGUCGUGGAGGCGCGGGACAAAGGCAACAAAGCAGCUACGGUGAGAGUGACGGUGUCCAUCAAAGGGGUGGAUGAGUUCAGUCCCGUCUUCACCCAAAAGCAGUACCAUUUCCUCCUGAGCGAAAGCACCGGGCCUGGAGAGGUAGUCGGUUACGUCAUGGCAAUGGACCAUGACGGAGGGGUGGACGGGCUGGUGGAGUACUCCCUCGUGAGGUCGUCGCCUUUUUUCUCAAUAAACAAAACGAUAGGCGCCAUUUUCGUGUCAGGUCCCGUGUACCGCAGAAGAGGCAGUCAGGCCAGCGAGGACCUGGUGGAGCUGGUGGUGUCGGCAGCUAGUCCCAGAUCGACCUCCAGGACCACCGCCUGCCUGGUUUUGAUCGAUAUCUCCAGCUCAGCAGAAGCCCUCACCGGGGUGCCUCUCGACGCGCACAUGCUGAGUUUGAGUGUCUCGCUCAUCAUGUUCCUCCUCAUGCUUCUCGUUUUUGUGGGCUCGCUUCUCAAGUACAAGAUGAAGGAAGCGGCGAUCAAAAAGGCCGCCGCGGUCGCCGCGAACCCGGACCACGAAACGGGCUCGUUCGGCAGAGCCGGUAGCCAAAGCGCAAUCUCUUUGCAGGAGAUGAAACCCCCCGGCGUCGUGGUGGCCGAGACGGACGGGUCAACCCCGUGCAGCCCGUCGGACUCGAGCGGCCGAGGAUCAGCGGAAGGGGAGACAGCUGAGGACCAGGAGAUCAAGUGGAUCAAUCAGUACCCCUGUCGUAACAGAGACGACCAGGUCGGAGAGCUCGCAGACUCUGCUCUACCUCGGGACAAUAUCUCCUGCCACUCGGCCGAUGACGUAUCGGAGCAAAUGUCCUCUGCGGAGAAACGUCUGGUCUCAGCGAUGGCCAGCACGGAGAGCCUCCAUCAUUUCAAAGAGGAGGGAGGCGGCGAAGGGCUGCUCCCUGCUAUACUCAGGGUGAGGGACUUGGAGGAGAACAUGAGGACAUACGGAUACGCUCCCCUCUCGGAAGCUCACGCUUCUGCCGAUUCUCUCUCCUCGCUGUUGUGUCUCGAGGAGCAGACGCACGGGAGCUACAGCUGGGACUACAUUUUGGACUGGGAGCCACGCUUCCAGCCCCUGGCCUCGGUUUUCACCGACCUCGGGAUGCUCCCCGACGAGGAGCUCCAAGGCGGCCGCGAGGACUUGGCGGCAGAGGCGAGCUGUCUCAUGUACCCGCCGCCGCUCAUAACGGGAGUAGCUCACCCGGGAAUUAGGACCGUACAUCCAAGAAAGCCGGGCCGCAUGCCGAGCCUGAGGAGGAAGCCCUCUUACCCCAAAUAUGCGUAUUCCCCCUUAGGCAGGAACACGGGACUUACCCCUUCAGCCAUGACGCCCACUUUCGCCCCGUCACUGUCUUCUCUCACCGUCAGGACCCCCAAUGCCUCGCCGGUGGUCUCUGACACCGGGGUGGGGGGCAUCAGACUCGACUCAGGACCACUCACUGCCAGCCUGCUAGAGGCAGAGAUCCAAGUGUAGACACAAACUUUGUUUAAGUGUAUCCAUAAUAAUAUUUCAUCUGCCAUCUUCAGUUAAUACCUAAAGGCUUUAAAAGUUUAAGAAAUAAAUUAUUGACCAGUUUUUUAUGUUUUCAGACUAAUGGUGUUAAGGGUUUAAGUCUGAAAGGGACUACGGGCAAAGUUGUGAUUUGAAGAUUAUGUAGUCUGUUAAUUACCUACUAUAAGAUUGAGGUUGAUUUUAUAACUUUUGUAAUAAACUACUUAUCUCGAAAAGCCGGAAAAUCAGUGUUGCAUUAUAUUCCUAUAAUGCAGCACUUUGAAUAACGGCAGUUGUUCGGGUUGGCAAUUUAUUAUUGAAUGUUUUAUUGUAAACAUGUUUAUAUGUGGGGAAAAUGAAACACUUUGCUGAUGCAGCUUCUAAAUGGAAACCUCAUAAGGUUGGUUUGACUUCAAUGAGCAAAGAAGGGCAAUAUGGUAUUUAAGAAGGAACUUUUGCCUCCCUGUUCUUUAAUAUAUUUUGACAAUAAAGCGCCACUGAAAUUGGUUGUUGAAAAGAACUUAUUUUAUUCCUUCAAUCUAGAACCGUUUUCAGAGAGACAGUCAGACAAAACAGGGACAAAAUGAAUGUUUUUCUACUGACAGUAAUCCACAAUGGAUUCAAUCAGCUGGAUUUCAUUGUCCUGUCUCUGGUCAGCAUGCUUCUCAUUAAUCAUUUUCUCCUUUCCAGAUUCUGGCUGUUUUUACUGUUUCUUUUGUCAUGAACAGCGGUUCCCUUUAUGAUUAUUACUUGUUACUGUGUGUAACUGUAGACUACAGACAGCCUUUUAAUAAACAGCACUUUAUGUACAAUUUCCAA
Molecule: messenger RNA, 12237 nt
Organism: Gasterosteus aculeatus aculeatus (three-spined stickleback)
Lineage: Eukaryota; Metazoa; Chordata; Actinopteri; Perciformes; Gasterosteidae
Gene: dchs2
Product: dachsous cadherin-related 2
Biological process (GO): homophilic cell-cell adhesion
Cellular component (GO): plasma membrane
Molecular function (GO): calcium ion binding
Source: RefSeq, a predicted model, not a curated record